GUUCAUUGUUUGUGAACGGAGAGACUACGUAAUCUAAUCUUACUCAGGUCCGUAUACUACCCUGCAAUGGCUCAAGUGCAGGUUCAGAAUGUUACAGUUUUGGACAAUCCAACAAAGUUUACUAAUCCUUUUCAGUUCGAGAUAACUUUUGAGUGUCAAGAAAACCUUGAGAAAGAUUUGGAGUGGAAGAUAAUAUAUGUUGGUUCAGCUUCUUCAGAAUCAUAUGAUCAAGUACUGGAUACUGUAUUAGUUGGGCCAGUCCCUGUUGGCACUCACAAGUUUGUGUUCCAAGCAGAUUCUCCUGAUACCAGUAAGAUCCCUGCUCAUGAUGUGGUAGGAGUGACUGUUAUUCUAUUAACUUGUUCUUAUAAGGAGCAAGAGUUCAUUCGGGUUGGGUAUUAUGUUAAUAACGAAUAUACAGACUCUGAACUGAUUGAAAACCCACCAGGACAACCACAGUUUGAUAAACUUCAGAGAAACAUACUGACCAGUAGUCCUCGGGUCACAAGAUUUAAAAUAAACUGGGACUAAAGCACUUUUAACUCCUCCACCUCCACCUCCUCUGAACUCUACCAUUCUCCCUAUCACUGUCAUAAUACAUGUGCAUGUGUGUGUGUGUGUGUAUGUCUCGUAAAUUUUCACUUAAAAUGAUAUUAUCGUAAUAACUA
Messenger RNA from Amphimedon queenslandica, 668 nucleotides. RefSeq names its product histone chaperone ASF1A-like. The record is from RefSeq and is a predicted model, not a curated record. Gene Ontology annotation, biological process: DNA replication-dependent chromatin assembly. The coding region runs from base 67 to 531 and encodes 154 amino acids. Gene Ontology annotation, cellular component: nucleus; chromatin. NCBI's taxonomy places the organism in Eukaryota, Metazoa, Porifera, Demospongiae, Haplosclerida, Niphatidae. Gene Ontology annotation, molecular function: histone binding. The transcript is spliced from 4 exons.